Molecule: messenger RNA, 1187 nt
Organism: Podarcis muralis (Common wall lizard)
Lineage: Eukaryota; Metazoa; Chordata; Lepidosauria; Squamata; Lacertidae
Source: RefSeq, a predicted model, not a curated record
AGGGAGAGUUAGUUACAGGCUUAAGGCUGCAGUUCUCUGCGAACUUAUUAGAAAUAAUGCCUGCUGAACUCCAUUGAUCUUCCUUCUGAGUAUACAGAAAAUCUGAAAGAUGACUGUUACAACAUGGAGAAAAAAUCGUGUGAUACGAAAACUGAUCUUACGCAAAAGCUGAUCCCUCCCGUCUUGUAUCUGAUUUUGGCUGUGCUGCUUGUGAACUUGCUGCUCUAUCAAUAUUUCAACUACGUAUAUCCUUCCUAUGGACAGGCCGACGUUGAACACGACUCUUGUCAACACGGUUACUUCAGAUUAGGAACAGUGAAGAACUGCUCACCAUGGUUGUCGUGUGAAACACUGAAAAGAGAAGUCCGCAAACUGAAACGCAUUGGUGAAGGAGCUGUGAAAAGGGUCUUCCUUUCUGAGUGGAAGGAAAACAAAGUGGCCCUUUCCCAGCUAACUGUGCCGGAACUUCAAGAGGACUUCAUUCAUGGCUUACAGAUGCUGAAAUCUCUACAAAGCAGACAUGUGGUCAAGCUGGUUGGAUAUUGUGAGGAGGAGUUCACCGUUCUUACGGAGUACCACCCGUUCGGCUCUCUGAAGAAUCUGAACGAGAUCUUGAACCUUCCAAAGUACAAGAGCUUCAACACAUGGCACAUCAGGCUCCUGCUUGCCAUCGAUUACGUGAGCAUCCUCCAUUACUUGCACAACAGUCCCCUGGGCACCCUUGUGAUGUGUGACUCCAGCGACUUGGAUAAAGUUCUUUCUCAGUACUUGCUGACCAGCAGCUUCCAUGUUAUUGUGAAUGACUUGGAUGCUUUGCCUCUUGUAGACAAGAAUGCUGGCAGACUGAUCAAAUGUGGCCAUCGGGAGCUUCAGGGUGACUUUGUCGCUCCAGAACAGCUUUGGCCUCGGGGAAAUGAAAUGGCCUUUGAAGACAGCCUCAUGCCUCCUUAUGAUGAAAUGACAGAUAUAUGGAAAAUCCCCGAUGUUUCCAAUUUUAUCUUGGGGGAUGUCGAUGGGAGUGAUCUGGUCAGGUUCCACCUCUUUGACAUCCACGGGGCCUGCAAAAGGAGCCCAGCUGAAAGACCUUCUGCUCAGACUGUUUUGGACACAUACAAGAAAGUGCUAGAGUCGCUUGUGAGAGAAACAGUUAUGCCAAGGACAAGGGACAUGUUAUAAAACACACACAC